AUGGACAACAACCUCACCUCGUCGGCUCAUCGGAGUCCUAACCCACUCGAGCCAAGUCAAUUGGGUACGAGGGAAUAGUACGUGUUGAAGGAAGAUCCGCACAUAACGACAGGAACACUGACGACGGACAGCUGGGAAGCCGCGUACGACCGCGAACUGCACAACAACAAGGACGAUGCCGACGAUGAGGGCGUCAUAUGGUUCGACGAAAGCAAUGCAGAAGACACCGUCCUGAAGAAGCUCGCGGAGUAUUCCUCGUCUGCUCGUGGCCUUCUGAGCCGAGAUGCGAGCAGAGUCCUGGAUCUUGGCACCGGCAACGGCCACAUGCUGUUUGCAAUGCGUGAAGAUGAAGACGACGAUGGCGCGAGCUGGGGAGGCGAGAUGGUGGGCGUGGAUUACAGCCCCAAGAGCGUAGAGCUCGCCAGACAGCUGCUCUCGCAGCGACAAGCCGCCACCGAGGGUGAGACAGGCGAUUACGCCAACGUCCGAUUCGAGGAAUGGGAUUUGCUAUCAGAUCCCCCCGGUGACUGGCUUGGCGAUAAAUUUGAUGUCAUUCUGGACAAAGGCACUUUCGAUGCAAUCUCGCUGAUGCCGCGAGACGCCAACGCUGCAUCUCACCCGUGCCAGACGUACGGGCAGAAAGUAGUGGACCUGAUCAAACCGGGUCACUUUCUCUUCAUCACCUCCUGCAAUUGGACAAAAGACGAGCUCAUCAAUUGGCUGGCACAUGACGGAAUGGAGUUGUUUGAUGAGGCAAACUACCCUACAUUCACCUUUGGUGGACAAACUGGUCAGAGCGUGGUAACUCUCGUCUUUCGGAAGACGGCCGAUUGA
Messenger RNA from Lecanosticta acicola, 834 nucleotides. The record is from the annotation of a GenBank genome assembly. NCBI's taxonomy places the organism in Eukaryota, Fungi, Ascomycota, Dothideomycetes, Mycosphaerellales, Mycosphaerellaceae.